Columba livia (rock pigeon) is the source of this 8516-nucleotide messenger RNA. It is a transcript of the gene FGD5, whose product is annotated as FYVE, RhoGEF and PH domain containing 5. Gene Ontology annotation, molecular function: metal ion binding; guanyl-nucleotide exchange factor activity. The record is from RefSeq and is a predicted model, not a curated record. Gene Ontology annotation, cellular component: cytoplasm. The coding region runs from base 1812 to 6443 and encodes 1543 amino acids. The transcript is spliced from 21 exons. Lineage: Eukaryota; Metazoa; Chordata; Aves; Columbiformes; Columbidae.
CAAAUAUGACAGUAUUAGUUCAAUACAAAUUACUCCAGUACUCAAGUACCAUAACACCAAGUAUCAGAACAAUCAGAGAAACAUUUUAAAGCACUCUGCAUCCAGUGUUACUUUAUUCCCAGGAUGGUGCACAGCUGAAUUUUAAUUGUCUUUCCUUCCAGACAUCAAAACUCUGCAUUCCAAAAUACUCAAAAUAUGCCAGCACGGCAGCUAUGCUUCCUGAAAGCUACACCAUGAUUUAGGACAGGAUUUCGCAUAGGAACCAUGUCCCUAAUGGCAUCUUUUGAGAUGCUGUUCCCUUUUUUCCUGUGUAGGGUAUGAAGAUUCUGCACAAAGAAUUGCUCCCGCCUCUCUCCUGGUGAAAGUUUGUCCUAUGCUUCUCCUUACAAUGGAGAGCUCCUCUUUUCCCAACAGAAAGUGUUGAUUAAAGUUAUAAAAAGAAUUAGAGAUUUCCAACUGAUUAACCAUGUGAUUACCUAUUGAUGGCCAGGAAACAUUAGUAAGAGCAAACUCCUUCUCUUUACUUAUUACCAUCUGUAAACAUUUGGUGCGUUGGCUUCUCACACCACAUAUUUAAUCGCAUCUAAAAAUCUCAUGAGGGAGGAUCCCUAUUGUUUCCUAUUUAUGCAGCCUUACAGCUUUUCAUUUAUUUAUUUAAAGAAUAGUAAUUGCAGGACCAAGGCAGUUGGAAAUGGCUGUGGCAUGUAAACUGCAUUGUGAGCAAAAUGCCCAUAUAUGACUUGAUUAAUCUAGCUUCAAUCUAGUUUAUUGUGAAUCUGCUCAAAUUCCUCUACACGUGUGUCAGCACUUCCACUGUAAGUAGCUUAGAGACCCCAACUAGCAUUAUUUUACAAGAUAAUUCACUUUCUUAAAUCAUAUUCUGAUGGUCCGAGAAGACUGUACCUGCAAGAGGUCCUGGCAUUUACAGGAGGAUGAAGGAUCUUUCAACUAAAGAAAGGACCGAAGAAGCCGUACACUGAAAACUGAACUUAAGUUUGUUUACACCAGUAGCUCUCACCACGGUUUGGGUUGAAGUAUUUUGUUCAGUGCAUUACAGCUCAGCCGCAUCACCAGUGUAAAGUAUUAGCCAAGCUUUCAGCAAACCAUCCUCUCUCUCAUGAUUACGUUGACAAACAAAAUGUAACUCUGUAUCCUGUUACCAUGGUAACGGCAGCGGGAAGACCCUGUGUCUGGGCACCAGGCAUUCAGUUGGCUGGGCUGAGUUAGACUUUAUCAGUUCACGUUUAAUGUUGUUCAACGCCAAAAUCCUGCAAACUACCUACUGAAAUUAAAAUAAUUGCCUCUAAGUGUUUGUACUGUGCUAUAUUUGAACAGCUACUAUGGCUGAAAGGCAUUUCUUUCAUUACAGAGAAACACUUUAGCACCAUUGAAUCAGAGAGUUCACACUGAACCUCAGGGCAAACAUUUCUGGGGCAGGAUCAGACAGUCUCUGCUGUCAUUAGGACCUGUGCGUGUGGGAGGUGUCACCACCACGGGUCUCUGCGUGACACCCCCCGGCUCUGCAGCUGAACAUCCUCCUCUCCCCCCAGGUGUGAUAAGUCUGCACCGAGUUCAGUUCAGUUCUGACCUUAAACCCGGAACAGCCCAAGCGCACAUGCUUUGUUCCUUCGGUUCUCUCUUCAGAGCUGAGCUCCUACUGGCUGGACUCUUUCUGCAUUACAAGUCACUGGUAAAUCACAAAGCCACCACUAGCACCGAAACCAAAGAUUAUUGGUCAUCAUUCUCCAGUAGCUGUCUCCAAAUUUUCUCCCUCACUGCCCAGGGCUGAUAUUCUUCAUAACCCCAACUCUAUGUCUAGGGGUCCCAAACCACCUAUUGCUCCCAAGCCAAAAUUCUCCUCAUCUGACAGUGAGUGCAAAUCCAGUGUUUAUACCAACAAUAGCUUAAAUAAAUGCUCAAAUGGGAAACUGGUAUGUCUUGAUGGAGAGCUGUAUGAAGGAAAUCAAUGCAAUGCUGACUGCCCAGAAUCUGAGGCAGAUAAUGAAUACAUUGUAGUUCCUGAUGCUCAGCUGACCAGCAAAGACUGUAAUGACUUGGAAUGUGAGCAUGAUCAAAACCUAGACUCCUCUGUGGAAAAUGAAGUCUCAGAACCUCCAGAAGAGAUAGAGAAGGAAGAGGCUAACAUUGCUAAUGCUGAGGAUACCGGUAAUCAAGAAGUCACCCAAGAUGAGCAUCAUAACUCUUCAGAUAUUGCUGAACCAAUGGAACCAGACUCUUCAGAGUCAACCACAGACUGUGACCAGUCCAAAGCACUUUGUGAGGAGUCCUCAGACACCCCUGAUGGGGACAGUGAUGCUUCCAAGAAUGUAGAUGAGGAUGUUGUAGGCCAUUGUGGUGAAACCAAAAACAAGGAGGAAACUUCUAACAACCUGGAACUGGUUAAGAACAAGAGUGAUUGUAAGACUGACGGUGAUAACAUUUUGAAUAGAGAUAAUGAAGUAAUGGGUGAUAUCUGUCAAGAUUCCAUUGUAAUGCCACUACCAACAGAUGAAUCAAUCCCAGACUCUGGGAACACAGGGCAGGAGGAGGAGGAACUGCCUAAGACUUCAGAAAAGGGAGAUGGGUGUCUAGCAGAUGAUGGCAACCACAGCAUGCAUGCAGAGCUUGAUUUGAACAUGGAAGGGGAAUUAGAAAGUAGUGACUGUGCAAGCCCUGACAUGUUGCCUGAUGAGACCAGUGAAGAAACAGCUGCUGGCUUGGAACUGCAUGAAGAUGAACCCAAUCCUGAAAAUGGUUCAGGAGAGUCCAUUCAUCAAGCAGUAGCUGAAGAGGAGAAAGCAGAACUAGAUGAGCACAAUAAUACGAAUGUGGGAAAUGCCAGUGAUGGCUGCCAGAUCACGGAGGGGAGUGGUGAGGAGACAGGGGUAGCCUGUGAAGCAAGCCAAGACUCUGGGAAAGGGGAGGAAGAAACUGUGCAUGCAGAGAAUACGGAUGAUGGCUGUCAGAUUGCUCCUUGUGAGAAUGAAUGUAGUGAGGAAUUAUCCACCGAACAGUCAGAUGAGACUCUUCAAACAGAAGGGACUUCUCUGGAUGAAGAUGGUGUGAUCUCCGGUAGUCCACCCAGCAGUCCAGGGAUGGAACCAGAGCUGGAAGAUGUGACUGUUGAAGAGCACAGUGAAAGUACUGUGGAAACCUCUAAGUCACAUGAGCUGCACCUUGAAGACAAUGAGGUGGAAGCAAACAGCCUCAGCAAAAGCCUCCCAAGUCCACCUCAACAGACCCCACUUGAGGAAGAGUUAGAAGUCUGUGAGCAUGACAAUAUGAAUGUAGAAUGUGAGACCAAACAUAACCUGCACAAAAGUCAAGCAGUCCCUGAAGUGGUCAUUGUGCCUGAAGAAUCAGAGGAAAGAGAAAUCAGCAGUGAUUCCCUAGAUGACCCUUAUGUGCUUCCCGCAGAGAAUGAAAUUGCUCAUGAUGGACAGACUGAUUUAGGAGCUGAUCACAGUACAAGGGAUGAAUUAGGCACAGAUGGGGAAAACAGCUUGCUGCCCAUUGACCGUAAAAGCAUUGUUACUAGAACACGGUCACUCUCUGGGAAAAUGCCGGGCUAUGUUCCAGAAACAGUUCCUGAAGAAACUGGACCUGAAACUGAUUUACCAUCUUGUCGCAAUGGCUCCAGGACAGAAGAUUUAAGCAAUAAAUUAUUUUCAGUGGACGGAAAACCAGCAGAAGCCAAUAGGGCAUUACCAACCAAGUCGAGACGUUUCAUUUUAUAUCCUCGAUCUUAUUCUGUUGAAGGGAGAGAGAUGCCAGUCUCUGUUUACAGAGAAAGUGAUGGCUGCAUCCUGGAUGAUGGCAGAAUAAGAAAGACAGAAGACAACUUGUCUUUGCCUUGUGUCAAUGGUUCCUCAGGUAGUUUUUCCCAGAGAAAUCAUCUUUCAUCAUGUGGCAUAUGUACUCCAUCCUCAGCUGUUGAUAUACCACCUCCUUUUGAACUUGCCUACAUCACCAAAAAGCCGAUCACUAAAAGUUCCCCUUCACUUUUGAUAGAGAAUGACUCACCUGAUAAGUAUUCCAAGAAAAAGAAAUCUUCCUUUAAGAGGUUCCUCACUCUAAAAUUCAAGAAGAAAACUGAAAGUAAAGUCCAUGUAGAUGUCAAUGUUUCUUCUUCAAGGUCCUCAUCAGAGUCUAGCUAUCAUGGGCCUCCAAGGCUGAUGGAGCUGGACAGGAGGAGCCUAAGUAGCUCACCUCAACUAAAAUCACAUGUGGGGAAGCUCCGUGCAUCUGAGUCUCCUUCAGCCAUUCUUUUCUACAAGGAUGGUAAAAGGAAAGGAACACCCAAGUCCUUCAGCAGGACUGUGUCAAGGGUGGAGUCCUUUGAGGACCGGUCCAGACCUCCUUUCAUGCCACUCCCAUUAACAAAACCUCGGUCCAUCUCUUUUCCAAAUGCUGACACGUCUGACUACGAGAACAUUCCUGCUAUGAGCUCUGACUAUGAAAACAUACAAAUCCCUCCUCGAAGACCCACAAGAGCAGGAACUUUUACGGAGUUUUUUGAAGACCCCAGCAGGGCGUUAUCUGCUGCUAAUGAGAACGACGGCUAUGUGGAUAUGAGCAGCUUCACUGGCUUUGAGAACAAGCAGCAAGCCACGGACCAGGAAACUGAAAGUGCCUACACCGAGCCCUACAAGGUGUGCCCGCUCUCUGCCGUACCCACCGAGCUCGUCACCUCGGACGAGGAGCAGAAGAGUUCCGAAGAGGAGGGCGGCCCGGCUGACCCCAGCCUCGGCAACAAGAAAGAAGGCCGGUGCAGAGCUCACCUCAUUGCCCAGGAGCUGAUGUCUUCAGAGAAAGCAUACGUGGAGAUGCUCCAGCUGCUAUGUACGGAUUUCUAUGAAGUUAUCUUGAAAGUGCUUGGAGAUGAAGAUGAACAUGAACAGGAGGAAGUUAAACUCAAGCAGGGUCUGAGUGAACUUCCUGAAAUUUAUGAGUUACACCAAGACAUCCUGGGAGAACUGGAAGAAAGAGUCCCCAGAUGGGAGGAACACCAGAAAGUUGCUGAUGUUUUUCUCUCCAGAAAAUCAAGGCUGGAUCACCACACAGCAUAUAUUAUGCAGUUUGAUAGGAAUUUGGCUUUGCUAGAUGAAACCUGCCUUAAAUAUUCCCAACUGGCUACCAUAAUUCAGGAGUUCGAGCGGGGCGCGGGGGGCGGCCCCCGCCGCGUCAAACACCAGCUGCUGAGCGUGGUGCAGCGUGUCUUCCAGUACCGCGUGCUGCUCACAGAUUACUUGAAUAAUCUUUGCCCUGAUUCUACAGAGUAUGAAGACACACAAGCUGCCUUAUUCGUCAUUUCUGAAAUCACGGACCGAGCCAACGACAGCAUGCUCCAAGCGGAGAACCUGCAGAAGCUGGUGCACAUCGAGCACAGCGUGCGAGGGCAGAGCGGGCUCCUGCAGCCGGGACGGAUUUUUGUUAAAGAGGGAACACUGAUGAAAAUCUCUGGGAAAAACAGGCACCCUCGGCAUUUGUUCUUGAUGAAUGAUGUUCUACUGUACACAUAUCCCCAGAAGGAUGGCAAAUACCGACUGAAAAACACCUUGGCUGUGGCAGGCAUGAAGGUCAGCUGCCCGGUGACAGAAAAAGCCCAGAAUGUCCUGAAGAUUGAAUGUGAUGAAUAUUGCUUGACCCUGUCAGCAAGCUCGUGCUCGGAAAGGGACGACUGGUACAGCUGCCUCAGCAGACACAUCCCAGAUGACCACAAAGCCCACGACACUUCCACUUUCCACAGCAGCGUGGAGCUAAGGGAAAGGCUUGGAAUCCCCCUGGGUGAGAGGCCUCCUACUUUGGUACCCGUGUCCCAUGUCAUGAUGUGCAUGAACUGCGGCUGCGACUUCACGCUCACGCUGAGGCGACACCAUUGCCACGCCUGCGGGAAGAUUGUAUGUCGAAAUUGUUCGAGAAACAAGUACCCCAUGAAGUACCUCAGAGAUCAAGCAGCCAAAGUCUGUGACAGCUGCUAUGUGGAACUAAAGAAAAGAGAGCGGCCGCUAAGCGUGAGCUUCCCUCCAACCUCAUCCAGGUCUCCAAGUAGUGCCUUCUCCGUCUUCCACAAUAUUCAUUAUUCAUCUUUCAAGAAGCAGAAGAAGAUCCCUUCAGCUCUUAUGGAGGUAGCAGCCUCGGGAGAGGGAGCGACCAUCAGCGGCUACCUCAGCAGAUGCAAGGGCGGCAAGAGACACUGGAAGAAACGCUGGUUUGUUAUCAAAGGCAAAGUCCUCUACACCUACAUGGCGAACGAGGACAAAGUUGCCACAGAAAGCUUGCCUUUGCUGGGUUUCACCAUCGCCCCAGAAAAGGAGGAAGGAAGCACGGACACGGUUUUCCAUCUCUACCACAAGCAGACUCUGUUUUACAGCUUCCGAGCGGAGGACAACAGCUCGGCACAGAGGUGGAUUGAAGCCAUGGAAGAAGCGUCCAUAUUAUAGCAGCUAUCACUCAGUGGACUUGGAUCAAAUUCUCAGAUUCUGUACAUCCCCAGCAACGCUCUCCUGUCUUACAAACUGAACAGUGUAUUUCAGGCUACGUACACUCGAUGUGAACUGUUUCCAAAUUGCUCUUUUGCUUCCUUCUUCUUACCUCUGCAUUUUUGCAAAUGGAAACUUUCAAAUAGAGAAUAUUUAUGGUGAUCUUUAUGUCUGUGCAAGUUCAACUUGUACUAUAAGCUUCUCCUCUGAUCCCACAGUAAACUAAGUCUAACAUCAAGACAAGAAAAUACAUGGAAAUACUGACUACAGUAAGUAACAGGAUCAGUUUUACUCACUCUAGAGCACUAUCAUAUUUCAUUGGGUUGGUUUUGAUGUCUACCAUGAAACGAGAAACGAUGUAGUAAACAACAAAUGGUCAUUUAAAGCACUUUAUUAUUUUUAUUGAACCACAGCUUCAUUUCUUUGUGUUUCUAAGGAGUUCUGUGGCCUGAUUUAUUACUCGUCCAUUAACAAGUGCCAGCAUGAAAUCAUGCCCCGUGUAUGCUAAAUUGCUUCCACAGACAAUGAACGAACAACACAUUGAAUUAACCUGGUCUACCAACACUUCACUGGCCAUGGUCCAGGAUAAUUACUUACUAUCAAUUUAUGAUUUUACGCAGACCGCUGCAUAAUUUAUUUUAAAGGGUUUAAUUUCAUCCCACUGCAGUACUUUGAAAUGCACUCGGUAGCUCUGCAAACCCAGAUGCUGAAUACUAUCACUUCUCCCUAAAUACUGCAUCAGACUCAAACCCAAAGGUUAUCUUUAAUUUAUUAUAAACCUACCGACAGUUUGUAUUUAACACUAGUCUACCUAGUAGUGUUAAGGUUUUUACCACCUAUUUAAACAGCCUUUCGCCCGUUGUUUCUCUGUUCCUGUUCCAAAACGUGCCCACGAGCGGGCGGACCCCGGCGGCGCCGCCUGGCCCCGGCCCGGCCCGCGGCUGCGGGGCGCGGUGCCGCUCGGCGCGGUGCCGCUCCGCUCGGCGCGGUGUCGCUCGGCGCGGUGCCGCUCCGCUCGGCGCGGUGUCGCUCGGCACGGUGUCGCUCGGCGCGGUGCCGCUCCGCUCGGCGCGGUGCCGCUCGGCGCGGUGCCGCUCCGCUCGGCGCGGUCAUCUCCGAGCCAGGCUGCGCCGUGGGUGGCUUGGGGUUGGUUUUUAUAUUUUUAGUGGUUUGGAGUUUUUAUAAAGAAGGUUGAGAAGUGGUGUUCUACUCAUUGCAAUAAAAUGAUUUCAUGUCCUAUAUUUGUGAUAAUACUUGACUGAGGAAUCGAAUGGCAUUUAUGAUUAAAAUAUAUCUUUGUAUAAAAAUACCAUGUUCAAGAAUUUACUUACAUGGAAAUGUAUUGGGGGGGAUUUUUAUCACGUUCAUUUUUCCGUUCCUUCCAGAAGCUUAAAGGAUAUCUGAAUCUUUGGCCCUAACAAACUGUUUAGAAUUGUCUGUAUUUUUAAAGGUCUAUUAUAUGUAUCAAAAUUAUAAAGGUAGCUUAAAAAACCCCCGAAAAACAACAAAUACACACCUACCACUAAAUAAAAAUAUAGUUGUUUUGGGGUUUUGUUUGGUGGUGGUUUUUUUGUUUGUUUUGGUUUUGUUUUUUAAUACAUCUGAGUCGGAUAGUUUCAUAAAAUGUAGGUUAUCAUAUGCAAACAAAAACCGAGUAUGAGAAAUGUAAAACUUCUGUACAUUUAGUCCAUGUGUGAACACCAAUGUUAACUCCUUGCUUCAUGUUAGAAUCAUGGCCUUGCUACCCGUACACUUUAAAUGUUUAUCCCCCCUUAGAAAUAUUUUGCACUGACAAAAGAAUAAGACAACGUUGAACAGAGUAAGAUCUCUAACCAUGGCCCAAACAAACCAGAACUGCACUGCAGAAUACCAGUAUUAUGAAGAUUUAGGUGCUGACAUUUACUGAUUCUUGUAUGAAGUUUUCAGUUACAAGCAAGAAAUGAAUACAUGAAAAUAUUUUGUUGUAAAAAAUAAGACACAGUGCUAUUAGACAUUGUUUUAAGUAAUGUGGAAAAAUAAAAGAGCAAAACAUAA